CAAUGACGGAAAAAUUAAAACAUGCUGAACAAGCUUAAACCCUAGCUCUUAUUAAUUCGAUUCCACAGGGGAGAGAGAGAGAGAGAGAGAGGGAGAGAGAGAGAGAUUCAAACUCGAAAUUGCAUCAAUAUUCAAUAAUGUUUGACAGAGAAGAUAGUGAUUCCGACGCCCCUGAGGAAUUCACAGCUCUGCAGGGUAUACAACAAGACGAGGAGAUUCGCAAAAUUCAAAAAGAAAGUAAAGCUAGGGUUGCUCGCGAAGGGAAAGAGCGUAGGAGGAAAUGGGCUGAGAAAUUAACACCUCGACAAUCCAAAGAAAGUAAGGACACUGCUCAAGGUGAAGAAGAUGAUGUAUUAGGUUCUGAGCCUCAGCAUAAUUCAAAUCCAGCUUCAGGGUUUCUUCCAGAUGACAUAGUGAAAAUGCUGGCAGCUCGUGAGAAACAAGUUUUCUUGCCUGACUCUGAUGAGGAGAAGGAGAAGGCUAAAACAAAGCUUGCCACUUCAAAGAAGAGGAAAUCAAAGAACUCAGGUUUGGAACCUGUUAUUUUGAGCGAACUAGGCCCUCCUCAAUGUGUACAGGGUGCCUUAGAGUUCUUGAAAAAAAGAAAAAUGUCAGUCCAGAGAUCAUCCUCUGCAUUGAACAAUUCCAACAGAGCAUUUCGGCUCCUUUCUAAGUCUGGUGUGAUAUUACAGAAGUGAGCAUUUUUUUCCUUCUUUUCUAUUGCCAAUAGGUGCAAGCGUUUCGGAAUUAUUUGCAUCUUUGAUAUUAUUGAUUUUUGUCCUGGGAUAAUUGUACUAA
Molecule: messenger RNA, 798 nt
Organism: Arachis stenosperma
Lineage: Eukaryota; Viridiplantae; Streptophyta; Magnoliopsida; Fabales; Fabaceae
Exons: 5
Coding region: 138-698 (186 amino acids)
Source: RefSeq, a predicted model, not a curated record